AUGGUUUUAAUUCUUUUAAAAAAGAAUAAACUUCUCAAAAAAGAACAAACGGAUCCAAAAAAGCCCUCAUUUCCCCGAAAACUCGCACUGUUGCGGCGCUGCGCAGAGGCGGAGGCCGUGAAGCGACGCAAACUCGAAAUCGCCUCCAAAAAAAAAGCCUCCGGCGCCCGCGGGAAAGCCAUUAGGGCGGUGAAGCUUCGCGUGGAGGAAGAGGGGCGGCCUCCGUGCAAAAUGGCUGCGCGGGAGUGGGUGGUGCGCAUUUCCUGUUUCGCCGCGCUGACGGCCUUCUGGGUUUCUCUCUUUGUGGUGCUGCUGGAGGAAAACAGUUACCGCCACUACGAGCCGCCGGGGCAGCUGAAGUUCGAGGGUUGGCUUUACUGCAAGUGCGGCUACAUUAAAUAUGUUGCGAGACAAACCACUUGGAACUUGAACAUGUUUUGGUGUUUUGGAAACGAAACCGACGCCAACUUCUACCUCAACGCCUAG
Eimeria necatrix is the source of this 486-nucleotide messenger RNA. RefSeq names its product rhomboid-like protease 4, putative. Bases 1 to 486 code for a protein of 161 amino acids. Lineage: Eukaryota; Apicomplexa; Conoidasida; Eucoccidiorida; Eimeriidae. The record is from RefSeq and is a predicted model, not a curated record. The transcript is spliced from 2 exons.